GCAUCCCGUGGGGCUCCGCUGAAUUGGCGGUCUAGAUAACUACCGGAGAGACUGGAGAGACAGUUUCCAGACAGGAGUACAUAAUGCCAGAUCACAUUGAUCAAACCCCUAAAAUCGAGACCUUAAUCCUUUGGUUCUUCCAGCAAACAUUGUGUUCCUUUGCCAGGGUCCCAUAUUUGAAUGUUUCCCCAGUGAAUUUCUUCCGUUCCUGGCCUUUUGACCUUUGCUGUGUGCGUGGCGGAAGGCCGGGGCGGCUGUCCCACGGUUACCAGCCGCCCCUGAACCCGACAAAAUGCAGUCGCAAUUAUGUGUUAAUUGUUACUGCCUGUUCGCUGUUCGCAACGAGUUUGAUGUUCCACAGGGGUUUCACCAUUGAUAGUUUAUCGAUGAAGAUACGAAUAGCUUAUCGAUCAACUUUUAAAUCUCCAUGGCUCUCUGGCCAAAAUGUCAGCUGCUUCUUCGGACAUCCAAACCUCAGAGCGUUUUGGUACUUCGUUGUCCACAAUCAACAUGAGUUUCGUGGGGAAUUGAACAGUCCCGUGCAGGCGAUGACGACGAUCCGAAAACGGGGUCCACGAGGGCCGAGGAGAGUAAAACUCCGGCAGACGGUGCCAGACACGUCUCCCAUGAAAUAUUUUAUUAUCCGCAUGCGUACGGCGUACGUGAGGAUAUAAUCAACCAUGGAUCAUUAAGUCAGCUGGGUAAUAAUGGCGAGGGCCAAAAUUUGGGGGCAUCUUGUGGUUCUUUCAUCAAUAUUUUGAUCCUUGUAUCAAUCAAGGCAACAACGCGGUUCAAUGCUUUGCGUGGCCUUGACACCGCGAUGGGGUUGAUCGGCCAUUGCGACAUCUGAUAGACAUGGAGAGCGGUUCUGACAGACGUCA
Molecule: messenger RNA, 881 nt
Organism: Aspergillus wentii DTO 134E9
Lineage: Eukaryota; Fungi; Ascomycota; Eurotiomycetes; Eurotiales; Aspergillaceae
Exons: 3
Coding region: 84-674 (196 amino acids)
Source: RefSeq, a predicted model, not a curated record